Messenger RNA from Syngnathoides biaculeatus (alligator pipefish), 2120 nucleotides. Its product is annotated as purine nucleoside phosphorylase-like. NCBI's taxonomy places the organism in Eukaryota, Metazoa, Chordata, Actinopteri, Syngnathiformes, Syngnathidae. The record is from RefSeq and is a predicted model, not a curated record. Gene Ontology annotation, cellular component: cytoplasm. Gene Ontology annotation, molecular function: purine-nucleoside phosphorylase activity. Bases 155 to 1024 code for a protein of 289 amino acids. Gene Ontology annotation, biological process: nucleoside metabolic process. The transcript is spliced from 6 exons.
UCCCUUUGGUUGAAUGAGGGGGAAGCACGAGUGAGACCGGGGUGUUGAGGAAAAACCCGCAUCAUCACGGAGGCUCAUUGAAGGCAAGGAAAGCUGCUCGACAUAUUCGGAACGAGCACCAUCGAAGUCGAAACCCCCGUAUCACUGCCUCAAUAUGGAUGACAAAUUCGACGACGAGUUUCAAGUGGCGGCCGACUGGCUGAUGUCCAAGACGUCCUGCCGCCCCACCGUGGGCAUCGUGUGCGGUUCGGGUUUGGGCGGCCUGGCCGAAAUCCUCAAGGAGCGGCAGGUCUUCAAGUACGCCGACAUCCCCAACUUCCCGCGGAGCACGGUGCACGGUCACGCCGGUCAGCUGGUUUUUGGGACGCUCAAGGGGAAGCAGUGCGUUUGCAUGCAGGGCAGGUUCCACCUGUACGAGGGAUACCCCGUGCAGAAGGUGGCGCUGCCCAUGCGCGUCUUCAAGCUGCUCGGCGUGGAGACGGUGAUCCUGACCAACGCAGCCGGCGGCCUCAACCAGGACUACAAGGUGGGCGACGUCAUGAUCAUCAAGGACCACAUCAACAUGCCGGGCUUCGCCGGAGUCAACCCGCUGGUGGGACCCAACCACGACAGGUUUGGCGUGCGCUUCCCCUGCAUGUCUGAUGCCUACGACCGCAAUCUGCGCAAGCUAGCACACAGCGUGGCGGCUGAGCUGGACAUGGGCGACUUUGUGCGUGAGGGUGUCUACUGCGUCCUGGGGGGGCCCUCGUUCGAGACCAUCGCCGAGUGCCGCAUGAUGCACAAGCUCGGGGCCGACGCUGUUGGCAUGAGCACGGUGCACGAGGUGAUCACGGCGCGCCAUGCCGGCAUGCGCUGCCUGGCCAUGUCGCUCAUCACCAACCGGGCGGUCAUGGACUACGAGAGCCAGGCCAAAGCCAACCACGAGGAGGUCCUGGAGACGGGCCGCCGGCGGGCCGUGCAGAUGGAGAGCCUGGUCAGCACGCUGGUGGGGCGGCUGGGGACGUGCCACAACAAAUCGCCGUGAAGACACAACUUUUUCAUUUCUAAAUGUCCAUUUGGGGUAUUUUUCUACACACACACACACACACACACAGAGAAAACACAGAUCCUGGUGAACAUUUUCAUUAAUCCCGACAAUUUGGCCCAGGAGGAUCCCCCAGAAAUUCAACUGCCAAAGCCAGUUGCAGUUAGUAAUAUGAACUCUAACAGCAAUGUCUCGGAAAAAGUCUGAAGAACCCAUGCCCAGAAGGAGACGGGAAGUAUGUCAUUUUGCUUUCAGGCCACCAUUUUGGGGUGAUUGCUGCUAAAUUGGAACAAAACAUACAGGUGACAUUCAAUGACAAAUAUCUUCUUGAGUUUUGACCAUUGUGUGUGGGUGACGCAAGGGGCCCAAAUUUGAUCAUGUCAAAAAAGACAAAAACUAAGUCGUCGCUAUGUGAAAAUUCAGCCCCAACUUUAGUUUCCCUCAGCAAUAUGACAUUUCAUUAGUUGCCCUAAUAAGAAAUUAAGAAACCACAGACAGAUAACAAACACACACAGGAAGUCUGCAAUGUUGGUUCGAAGUCAAGGGGGAGGAUUUCGGCCCUUUCCAUGAGUCCUUCAAAAGCAACCCCGUGAGGAUAUUUUGUCCCAUUACAGUACUGAUAAUUUCAAACACGUGGCUGACCAAUAUUUUUUUUGCUUUUGGUAUUGUGUGUCAGCAGAGGAUGUCGGCACAGUUCGAAGUGUAUCGUAAGCUGCUUUGCAAACAGGAUUACUCCAUACACACCUGCUGGUCAGUGUUACGCAACAUUCAGCACUCCAGAGUAAUGCUCUACUUCCUGCUGUGUAAUGUUUAAUUAAAAAAAAGAAGCUACUGUUCUAUGAACUAACUAGAAAUGCUCAUACAGUAACCUCCAAGCAUUGUAAAUUAUUUUUUGGUUUCUUGGGGGGGGGGGGGGGGGUUAGAGUAUUUAUCUAAAAAGUGUAUUUAAUGAGAGUUUAUGCGCUCUAUAAUAAUAUGCAUAGUGUGUCGAUGGACCAAAACUGGGAAUAAAGUCUUAUCAAUCACUGCCUUAACUGCUGACCCGGUUAAUGAACUACUUUUGCAAUAAAAUAAACUUGUUCGGGUUACAUCUAAA